Gastrolobium bilobum is the source of this 1348-nucleotide messenger RNA. RefSeq lists its product as uncharacterized. NCBI's taxonomy places the organism in Eukaryota, Viridiplantae, Streptophyta, Magnoliopsida, Fabales, Fabaceae. The transcript is spliced from 2 exons. The record is from RefSeq and is a predicted model, not a curated record. The coding region runs from base 399 to 878 and encodes 159 amino acids.
AUCUCUUUCUCUAGUUCCCCACUAUUCAUAUAAAGUUGAAUGCAGAUCCAGUGCAGAAAACAAAAAAACAAUCUCUUUGUUUGCUCAUAUAAGAUUUGGGUUUCUUCAAAGUUUUCUCCUUUCACCCCAAAAAAAGAAAAAAAAGAGAGACUUUAUUUAAUUAUUGGGAAGAGGUUGAAGAAAGCAAAAGAGUUUUUUUUUUUUUUUUUUUUCUGGGACUCAAAAGUUUUCUGAAAUGGUUUUCAUGUCUGAGAUUUUGUUUACUGAAGAAGAAAAAACCGAGGAAGGAGAGUGGGAGAAGGAGAGAUAAGAAGAGAAGAAUACCCAGCAAGCAGAAGUAGAGAAAGAUAAACAAUCGAUUUGAUUUAUUUUGAUCUGCUUUUGCUGGGUGGUUGGCAAUGUCUGCGGCAACUAUGAUCAGUGAUCCAAUGGUUAUAUCAGCACCAGAAACACAAUCAGCAGCUAGUAUACUAGGUGCUCAGGGUGAAGUUGAAUUCGCCGUCUGUGACUGUUGUGGACUAACAGAAGAGUGCACUCCAGCCUAUAUAGAAAGAAUCAGAGAGCGUUACCAUGGAUCUUGGGUUUGUGGGUUAUGUGCUGAAGCUGUUAAGGAUGAAAUUGUAAGGUCUGAGAGGCUUGUUAGCACUGAAGAAGCAAUGACAAAGCACAUGAACUUCUGCAAAAAUUUCAAGACUUCAGGUCCUCCUCCAAACCCAACAUUGCAUUUGAUAUCAGCUAUGAGACAGAUUCUUAGGCGGAGUUUGGAUUCUCCCAGAGUAAGGUCCACACCAAGUAGUCCAACUAAGAAUAUCAGAGAAAUUCGUAGUUCUGGGCUUACCAGGUCUGAGAGCUACUUCUCUACUUUGUCUGGUUCUUGAAGGUAUAUGGGAUGGGAAUAGAACAAUGAGAAACAAAGGGGAUGCUGUAUUUGAUUGCUAAAAAUGGAAGGGGGAAGCAGAAAUAAAGACAGAAAAGUCCUGAGUUUUAAAUUAGAUGUUCAAUUGUAGUUAUCUAGUACAGAACCUUGAAUCUGUUGUUAGCUAUUUGAACAUAAUUUGCUACAAAUUUUUGCUUCUCUGAUGCCAGUUUCUCUGUUUUCUAUUCAAUUUAGAAUGUUUUAAAAAUGAAAACUAUGUUGGUAAUUGAAGACAGGCAUCUCACAGUUGGUGCAGCUGAAGAAAAAGAUUGGACAAUGCUGCCUCAGGUGUCUAAUUCUGCAAAAUCUCAAAAUUUGAUCAUGGAAUUCAACUAAUCUUGUCUGUACUCAAGUUGGGUUGAAAUCAGUUACAGUUAUUUUAAAGUGAAAAGAAAAAUAAAUACAUCAAUAAUUGAGUUUCCCAAGCCGGCU